Molecule: messenger RNA, 1344 nt
Organism: Marasmius oreades (fairy-ring Marasmius)
Lineage: Eukaryota; Fungi; Basidiomycota; Agaricomycetes; Agaricales; Marasmiaceae
Exons: 2
Coding region: 21-1064 (347 amino acids)
Source: RefSeq, a predicted model, not a curated record
CUCCACUGAGCUGUGCCAUCAUGUCUACCCCGCAGAAAUCACGACUACCAAAAGCCUACACGGACCAACAACUUGCCUUCUUAAGAAGUCAUCUAGGUGAAUUCGAACGACGGACGCAAGGAAAUGUACGCGGUGACGCAAAGAAGUUUGCGCUGGAAAGAGCUGAAGAGUUUAUCGGACGAUUUGGAUUCCCGGCAGAGUUCACUGGAGUGGAAGAACCUGAUGCCCGCUUUCGAGAGCAGAUCUACAAUUGGUUCAAGAACACUGUGGGCAGAAACAGGAGAAAGUUGGAAGGGAGGCCAAAGAGCACAUCGACCGCGGCAACAACCUGGCCAUCUCCACCAGCUUCGGUGACUACUAGUGCACCUUCGGUACCACAUCCGCUACCCCUUCCACCGCUAACAGCACUCCCACCGACCCUCAGAGACGCCUUUAUACAACGUGUUGACCCUCCCACACUGGCAAACAUCAUUCGUUCCUUCGUCCACUCCAGCCCGCACUCAAAACUCCCUUUAAACCCUGUCAUUCAAACCCUCUUUGAUGCGAUCCAAGACAACCCACCACACGCAUUCAUUCGCUUAUUCCUCGAUGCUUCCUCCUACUUCACACCAGAUAUCAUCCAUGCAGGCAUCAGCGGUCCAUUAGCUGCCACGUCCGCUCUUUCCAUCCAGAUUCGAAGAAAUUCUAUUUGGGUCCCCUCGCCGCCUUCGCCUUCAACGUUUUCAGAAGAGAUGAACCGUAUAUCUCUCGAUCGACAGAGGAAGAAACAUUAUAUCAAUUGGGCCAGAAUACAUGCGGCAUCUAUUGAUUUGGGUGUGAGGUUUGAGAUCUCAGAGGUCAUGGCGAGGGAUGCCGUAUGGCAAGACGAUGAGGUCGAGUGGGUUGCAGGGGUGUUUGUUUUGCGUGCGCUGAUAAGGGCUAGCCCGAGGGAAGAUUAUGAGGGUCUGUUAGGGGAGUACGAGAGCAGGUGGAGAGAGAUGAGAGACGAAAACCGGCAGGCGAUGGUUACUGACGUGCUUUUGGGAGCGAGGGAGGAUCUUUCAAAGCUUGUCCAGCACCCAUGAUUUGUAUCGUUAUCGAAGCUUUUCUUAUAUCAGUGUAUUCUAUCCAUCAAACUCUCGUCUUCUGUGCCCCAAAGGUCACGGUAGCACUUUCAAAUCGCAAUUACUCCAUUACAUCCUCUCCAACCAACCUGAUUUAGGCUGUAUCCUAUGUUUCCUUAAAAGUCACCAUGUACAGUUUCUUUUGAAAUGACAUACGUCCUUACAUUAUGUACCUCUUGUUCGUUUUUAUAUAUAUUUGUCCCAUGUCGUGUAACUGGCAAUUCGAACCAUUGUAUAGCCA